ACAAGUCGCGACACUCCAGCAAGAUGAGGACCACUUUGACCCUCCUCCUCCUCGGCGUGGUGGCCACCGGAGCCCAGGAGUCCUCCGUUGACCCUGGCGGCAGUGGCAACUGGCAGUGUCCGGACGAGUUCGGUUUCUACCCCCACGCCGUCUCCUGCGACAAGUACUACUCUUGCGACGCAGGCGUCGCUACGCUCAAGACUUGCGGCAAUGGGCUCGCCUUCGACGCCUCCGACAAAGAGUUCCUGCGUGAAAACUGCGACUACAGACACAACGUUGACUGUGGUGAUCGGCUGGAGUUGGAGCCCGCCAUCUCCACACCUCACUGCCCCAACCUCUACGGCAUCUUCCCGGAUCCUGAUGACUGUGCUGUCUUCUGGUCCUGCUGGGACGGUGAGGCCUCCAGGUACGCCUGCACUCCUGGUCUCGCCUACGACAGAAAGUCCCGCGUAUGUAACUGGAUGGACAACAUCCCCGAGUGCAAGGCCCAGAGAGCUGCCAUGCAGCAGGAUUUCGUGUGCCCAGCUGCUGGAGAAUUAACAGCCACUGGUGGCUUCUCUCGCCACCCUCACCCUGAGGACUGCCGACAGUACUUCGUCUGCCUCGACGGCGUCGCCCGCGAGUAUGGCUGUCCCAUCGGCACAGUCUUCCAGAUCGGUAACCAGGACGGCUUCGGCCAGUGUACCGACCCCGAGGAUGUUCCCGGAUGCGACGACUACUACGGCGAUCUGGACCUGGCCGGCCUCCGGAAGAGUCAGCUCCUCCUGGGCAACCUUGGCCUGCAGGACGGAGGUAGCGCCGCCAAUGUCCACCGCCCUCGUCGCCCAGUUGCUGCCGCCCCGGCCGCCCCAGCUGAGGCGCAAACAGACGCCGCGCUCCAGGCCUAAGUGACAACAGCGAAGACUACUAUGGCGACUUAGAUCUGAGAACUCUCCGCGGUCUUGGCUUGUAAAAGGAUAAUUUAAAAAAAAAUUAUUAAGACAGGCAUGAACUCCAUGUUUUCUUUAUCUGAAUGUCUGACACCGUCCAUUUUCUUUGCAGACAACAUAUUCUCCGUUAUGUUUUACAAAGAAAAAAGGUUCAGACGUCUUUAAAGGCUUCGUGAUUCACAGAUUCACACGUAUUCAUCCUAUACUGCCUUCUAAUCUUCUUGUUUUCUCCCCUGAUAUAUAAUAAAAUUCAUUCCCCCGAUAUACGUUCAGUCCCCACAACACCCCCCCCCCCCCACAUACCAUACAGACUUCCUUACUAGUCAGGCUUGUCUUAUUUUGUACUUAACUUGUCAACAAGAUCAUGACAAGAGAGCGUUCAGUAUUAAGUCUUACCGUCCCUGACUAUACACAAUUUUGUAUACAAUUAUCAAACACAAGAUGCCUGUUCGCAUUAUAUUUUAUACCGUGUAUUCCGUAAGCCGUGUAUGGCUUGUGUCUGUUGUAUAUUGUUAAGUUGUACAAUACUAUUAAGUAUUUUGUAAAUAAAAUAUUGCCAGAA
Messenger RNA from Procambarus clarkii (red swamp crayfish), 1491 nucleotides. It is a transcript of the gene Gasp, whose product is annotated as Chitin binding Peritrophin-A domain-containing protein Gasp. Gene Ontology annotation, cellular component: extracellular region. The record is from RefSeq and is a predicted model, not a curated record. Gene Ontology annotation, molecular function: chitin binding. NCBI's taxonomy places the organism in Eukaryota, Metazoa, Arthropoda, Malacostraca, Decapoda, Cambaridae.